Nycticebus coucang (slow loris) is the source of this 425-nucleotide messenger RNA. RefSeq names its product mitoregulin (gene MTLN). The coding region runs from base 31 to 201 and encodes 56 amino acids. The transcript has 2 exons. NCBI's taxonomy places the organism in Eukaryota, Metazoa, Chordata, Mammalia, Primates, Lorisidae. Gene Ontology annotation, cellular component: mitochondrial inner membrane. Gene Ontology annotation, biological process: positive regulation of mitochondrial membrane potential. The record is from RefSeq and is a predicted model, not a curated record.
GUAGACCGCGCUGCUCGCCCGUGGGCCACAAUGGCGGACGUGUCAGAGAGGACGCUGCAGCUGUCAGUGCUGGUCGCCUUUGCCUCCGGGGUGCUACUGGGAUGGCAGGCGAACCGGCUACGAAGGCGGUACCUGGACUGGAAGAAGCGGAGGCUACAAGACAAGCUGGCGGCGACACAGAAGAAACUGGACCUGGCCUGAGACUUAGCGCCCUCAGCCCCAGCCGACCUCCGCGUGGCCGACUUGCUGUGCCUGCACGAGAGGUCCAGCCGGAGCCGGGCUCGCAGCACGCUGCAAGCCUGCGAUGGUCGGCUGUUCCUGAGUGCCGCCGCCUGUUGAAGAUGGAUGUGGAGCAUAGGAAAGAAAUAAUUUCUUCAUGCACUUUCUGAACCAAUUUUAUUUUUAAAAUAAAAAACUUAUAAAUA